CCGUGAGAGGAAGGUGUUGCCUAGCCCGCCUUUUCCCGACGAGCCCCUGUCAGUCUCCGAGACGCGCGUGCUUGUUCUGCCGGUCUUCACGCGAGCGAGCUGGAAAACUUUGAUUCAGUUUUUCCAGUCUGUUAUCGAAUCCUUUUUGGGAGUGUGUCCGUCGCGCUCGUAUAUCAUCUGCAUUACGAAUGACUGGAAGAAAACUGGCGUAGGAAAGUAGUUGUUUUCGGUAAAGAGAUACUCCUUACCUCCUCCUUACGCUCUCUUUGCAAGUCAUAGAACUUUCCAAAAGGAUAUAAGCAGAAAAUAUUUACCAAAAUAUGAAGACAACUAACUGAACACAAAACCAAAACACAAAUUCAAAUUCCAAAGCUUGGUGAAAUACAUUAAACAUUCUCAGAUACUAUGGAUGUGAUCAAACGAGCGAAAUAUUUAGGCAAAUCUAAUACCGUAGUACAGUGAUUUUCCCCCAUUUCGAUAUUAAAUAAAAGUUUAACACUUAACAUUUUCAAAAUGAGGCUUCAGGUCUUGCUGGCCUGGACGUUGUGCUGCUCGCUUGGUGCUCGUGUUAUUGCCUCGGCCAAGGUCAUCCGCCCUUCCCUCCAGACCCCGAGAACCACCGCUUCCGUAGUCUUCCGCCCUCACCACCACCGCCAGCACCACCAGCAGGAGCAAGCAGGUCGGCGGUCGGGGCGGAGCAACAGCGGCGCCAGUAGUUUAGCGGCUGACGGCGUAGGCAACAUAGGCAUGAGGCUGGACGGGAGUAGCAGUAGUCCCGUGGAGCCUAUCAAGCCCCUUCUGGACCUGAGUUCCGUGGGCGAAGGGGCGUCCCAGGCCGUCCCCCCCUACCCCAUGUUCGACGAGGCCGCCCCCAGGAAUGUCUCCGGACUCACUGGCAACGCUGCUUACUUGCACUGCAUCGUGCAUAACCUUGGCAACAAGAGUGUGUCCUGGAUCCGCCAGAGGGACCUACACAUCCUCACCGUCAAGCGUUACACCUACACGACGGACCAGCGCUUCGAGGUGAUCCACUCCGAGGGCUCAAAGGACUGGAUCCUCAAGAUUAAGUACGCUCAAGUUCGGGACUCCGGGAACUACGAGUGCCAGGUGUCCACGAAGCCCGUCAAGUCCUAUGUGAUUCAUCUGAAUAUUUUCGAAGCUGCACCUAAAGCCAUGAUAAUCGGAGCUCCGGAUAUGCAUGUCGAUAAAGGCUCAACAAUCAAUCUGACUUGCAUCAUCGCCCACAGCCCGGAACCGCCUGGCCAUAUAUUCUGGUAUCACAAUGGAAAGGUGCUGAACUACGACUCUCCAAGGGGCGGGAUCACAGAGGUGACAGAGAGGGGCAUCUCCACCACCGGCUACCUUCUCAUACAGGACGCCCGCCCCUCCGACACAGGCAACUACUCCUGCGAGUCCUCAAAGACCGCCCGUUCCACCAUGCGCGUUCACGUCCUCAACGGCGAGACCCCGCCGCCAUGCAGACCAACGGAGGAAGGCCCUUGCUCCUUUCGGCCGUCGGUCUCCCCCUGCUUCAGGUGCUUCUUCCAUCCCUCGUCCUGCUGCUCCCUGUGCUGGCGGACGGCCUCUUCUUCAGACGCUGGGGGACCUGAACACGCGGUCUCGCCCUUCCAGUUCUCACGACGCGGUGGAAAAAAGAAGGAAAUGUAAAUAUUGCCAGAGACCGUGAGUGGAGGAACUCACUUCACCCGGAAAGUGCCUUCCAUCUUGGAUUAUUUACAAGAAUUUCCGUAGAGUUCUGUAAACGUUAAGACUGGAGUUAUUUAGUGUGGCUAAUUUCAGUGUAUACGAAUAUGAAUAUAUAUAUAUAUAUAUUAUAUAUAUAUAUAUAUAUAUAUAUUAUAUAUAUAUACAUAUAUACAUAUAUACA
Molecule: messenger RNA, 1888 nt
Organism: Penaeus vannamei (Pacific white shrimp)
Lineage: Eukaryota; Metazoa; Arthropoda; Malacostraca; Decapoda; Penaeidae
Product: zwei Ig domain protein zig-8
Biological process (GO): synapse organization
Cellular component (GO): neuron projection membrane
Source: RefSeq, a predicted model, not a curated record